AACACUGACCUAACCUAAAAAUUUUAAUAUUAAAUAAUAAUAAAUUAUCAGAUUAUUACGCUGAAUUAAAAUCUAUUAAAUUUAAUUAGGCUGUACCAAAGAAGAAACGAAAAAUGGCUAGCAGUAGGCUUGAAAGGAUUGGCACUAUAUAUACAAGGGUUGAAGGGCUUCUGACACGGGGUGCAAUGAAACCGGACGACAGACCACUUUGGUUCGAUGUAUACAAAGCAUUUCCGCCUAUAACCGAACCUAAAUUUGCCAGGCCUAAACCGGAAAUUAAACCAAUACGACCGAUUUUAUACAAGGAAGACGCAGUAAGAGUAAAAUUUCAUUCUAAUGGUCACGGUUUAGGCGCAGUAAAUAUGAUGAAUCCUACUAGUGAAACACAUACGAAAAAACUUUUACAAGAAUACGAAAUACUGAAAAACGAAGGAGUCCCUGAACAUGAACUUAUUGAAAAAUCUGCAGCGAUUGUACAAAACGAGAGAAACAUUGAGCGGCAAGAAGUGGCUAAAGUUAAAAUUACUAGCAAAAAUAAAGAAGUAUCGACACCUCAAACACUUGCAGAAGCAGAUUUAAAAAAUAUUUUCAAGGAUAAUUAGGAAUUACUUAAUAUUUUUUUUUUUAAUUAGAUAGGUACCUAGAUAAUAUAGAGUAUUUAUUAUU
Messenger RNA from Achroia grisella, 666 nucleotides. It is a transcript of the gene mRpS23, whose product is annotated as small ribosomal subunit protein mS23. NCBI's taxonomy places the organism in Eukaryota, Metazoa, Arthropoda, Insecta, Lepidoptera, Pyralidae. Bases 114 to 602 code for a protein of 162 amino acids. Gene Ontology annotation, molecular function: structural constituent of ribosome. Gene Ontology annotation, biological process: translation. The record is from RefSeq and is a predicted model, not a curated record. The transcript has 3 exons. Gene Ontology annotation, cellular component: ribosome; mitochondrion.